AAUUUAAACAGUUGUCAACGAACUCUUCAACAUUUCACAUUAUUUUUUCCAUAAACUUUUUAGAAUUUCGUAACAAUGUUUUCAAAAUUCCUAAAGCCCGCUAUUCAAGUUCGUAGUGGGUAUUCUCUUCUACAGCGAAAGAGUUCCCCACUCGUUGUCGUAGUGCGACGCUCUGGCGAGCUAGUGCCCCCCACGCAGUAUGACGUGCCUAUACCGAGAAAGUUGCAUCUGUCCUAUGCACUUACCAGGUACUGGGAGAUUAUCCCGCUGUUCUUCGUCACCAUGACAUCGUUAAGUUUGAUGUGCGCGUCUAUCGCAUGGGCGUGUAGAAAUAAAGUGGACGUAGUUUUCUCUAGCCGGAGCCGCGACAAUAUAUCUCGCACCAUGGACCUGCGGAAGCCGACCAUCCACAAGCUGGUGGUGAUCAAUGACCGCUAUGAACCCUGGCCCGAGAUGCAGGCCGCUCUCGAUAAGAUGGUGGAGGCGGAGAAGCGCGCCCUCUCGCGCCUCGCGUCCUGCAGUUACGCUUAAUACCGCCGCAAUGGCGCCACUUGCGACUUUUUAUUCUAGAUUGUCUAUGGUUUUUACAUCACUUUUGAGAAUGUUUUCAUUUUUUUUUGAUUUGGUGUUGAUUUUACAAAUGAUAUUGUUUUAAAUUAAAAUGCUUUUAAU
Messenger RNA from Papilio polytes (common Mormon), 672 nucleotides. RefSeq lists its product as uncharacterized. The coding region runs from base 76 to 531 and encodes 151 amino acids. Lineage: Eukaryota; Metazoa; Arthropoda; Insecta; Lepidoptera; Papilionidae. The transcript is spliced from 2 exons. The record is from RefSeq and is a predicted model, not a curated record.